Messenger RNA from Syngnathus typhle (broad-nosed pipefish), 3296 nucleotides. RefSeq names its product bromodomain-containing protein 3-like. NCBI's taxonomy places the organism in Eukaryota, Metazoa, Chordata, Actinopteri, Syngnathiformes, Syngnathidae. Gene Ontology annotation, cellular component: nucleus; chromatin. The record is from RefSeq and is a predicted model, not a curated record. Gene Ontology annotation, biological process: chromatin remodeling; regulation of DNA-templated transcription.
CAAUCGGGGCACAACAACAGCGAUGACGCGCCUAGUCACUACGGCUGCGCGUAGGGGAGACAGCUGAUAACUCAUCUAUUAUGCUACUCGGCUAAAUCCAAAUCAUCCCGGAACGUGAGCCGAGGCCGCCGUUGGACUCGCCGGAGGACCGAAGCCCAAAGUCGUACGAUGGGAGUUUGUCUCCUGGAGGGAAAGGUCCAGCUGAAGGCGCCACGCAAUUGAGCCAAAGGCACCCGCCCGCCUGCUCGCCCGCUGUCCCGUCCGCCCCUUCGGACCACCUUCUGCCGUUUCCCCACCCCUCCUGCGGUCAGACGCUGCAUCCCCACGCCGCGCCAGCGCGCCGCCGUCCACCAUGUCGGACGCCCCCGAGGCCGCCCCUGCGAGCCCCCCGGCCCUCAGCAACCCGCCGCCGCCAGAGGUCACCAACCCCACCAAGCCCGGCAGGAAGACAAACCAGCUGCAGUACAUGCAGAACGUGGUGGUGAAGACGCUGUGGAAGCAUCAGUUUGCGUGGCCUUUCUACCAGCCCGUGGACGCCAUCAAGCUGUGCCUGGCGGACUACCACAAGGUGAUCAAGAACCCGAUGGACAUGGGCACCAUCAAGAAGCGUCUGGAGAACAACUACUACUGGAGCGCCAGUGAGGCCAUGCAGGACUUCAACACCAUGUUCACCAACUGCUACAUCUACAACAAACCAACAGACGACAUCGUGCUAAUGGCGCAGGCGCUGGAGAAGAUAUUUCUGCAGAAGGUGGCUCAGAUGCCUCAGGAGGAAGUGGCGCUGCUGCCGCCCGCCCCCAAAGGCAAGAACAAGAGCAAGCAGGUUCCUGGCACCGCCGCCCUAGCUAGAUCGCAAAGGACCGUUGUUAGCCCGGCGCCAGACGGCCGCUCGCUCACAGUCCACCGCCUUUGCGUGUCAGUGAGUCAGCAGGCGGAGUCGUCGGCGUCGCCGCCGUCUUCCUACCCCUCGCCCUCCCAGACGGCCGUCAUUUCCGCCACCCCCACAAACGUCCAGCCGCCGCCGCCCGUGCCGCCGCCCGCCGCCAUGAUGCCGUCCGCUCAACCCGUUGUCAAGAAGAAGGGCGUGAAGAGGAAAGCGGACACCACCACGCCCACCACGUCAGCCAUCUCAGCCAGCCGCGCCGACUCGCCCACCGCGCAGGACGUCAAACCCGCCAAGCUGGCCUCGGCCCGCCGGGAGGCCGCCGCCCGCCCCGCCAAAGCGCGACGGGAGGCGGGCGAGGAGCCGGAGACUGUCGAUGCGGGCGGGGCGCCCGCCGGUGGCCGCAAGGGAGGCAAGCCUGGAGAGCAGAUGAAACACUGCGACGCCAUCUUGAAGGAGAUGCUGUCCAAAAAGCACGCCGCCUACGCCUGGCCCUUCUACAAGCCCGUCGACGCCGAGGCCCUGGAGCUGCACGACUACCAUGACAUCAUCAAGCACCCCAUGGACCUCAGCACCGUCAGGAAAAAGAUGGACAAAGGCGAGUACGGCGACCCUCAGAGCUUCGCCACCGACGUCAGGUUAAUGUUCUCCAACUGCUACAAGUACAACCCCCCCGACCACGAAGUGGUGGCCAUGGCGCGCAAGCUGCAGGACGUGUUCGAGAUGCGCUUCGCCAAGAUCCCGGACGAAGGCGUGGAGGCGUCGGCGCCGUCCACGACGCCAUUGGUUAGUAAAAGCACGGCCUCGUCCGACAGCAGCAACAACUCCUCCUCAGACGAGUCGUCCGACUCGGAGGAGGAGCGCGCCACGCGCUUGGCUGAGCUACAGGAGCAGGUUGGUGCUGCCGGCCAAUCCCAGGUCCAGAACUUCUACUCGUCUCCUCCUCCGGCUAGCGCUAACGGGUUUAACCGGACGCUAACGAGCUUUUCCCUCCAGCUGAAGGCUGUGCACGAGCAGCUGGCCGUCCUGUCGCAGGCGCCCGUCAGCAAGCCCAAGAAGAAGAAGGAGAAGAAGGACAAGGACAAGAAGAAAGACAAGGCCGACAAAAGCGCCGCCAAGGCCAAGCCUGACGACGACAAGAAGCCCAAGGCCCAAGCUCAGCAGCCCAACAAGGCCAAUCAGAAGAAAACACCAGCGCGUAAAGCCAACAGCACCGUCACUGCCGCCAGACAAGCCAAGAAGGGCGCCAAGGCGGCCGGGGGUGGCUCGGCCAACGGCGACGACGGCGGCGAGGAGUCGUCUUCUCUGCCCAUGUCGUAUGACGAGAAACGCCAGCUGAGUCUGGACAUCAACCGGCUGCCCGGAGAGAAGCUGGGCCGCGUGGUGCACAUCAUCCAAUCCAGGGAACCUUCCCUGAGGGACUCCAACCCCGACGAGAUCGAGAUCGACUUUGAGACCCUCAAGCCGUCCACGCUCCGAGAACUGGAGCGCUACGUCAAGUCUUGCCUGCAGAAGAAGCAGAGGAAGCUCUUGCAGAAGCAAGCUGGAGGUGGGGCAUCGGGGGGCGGGGCCAGUCGUUUGAGUGGCAGCUCAUCUUCCUCGUCUGAUGACAGCUCCUCGACGGGAACGUCCUCUUCGUCAGACACAGACUGAACUCUCCGGACUUGUUCCAACCCCCCCCACCCCCACACACACACACACACACAAAAUAUAUAAAUAUAGACACUCAAGUACACACACAGAUGUAUGUACAUAAGCUGAGCUGUUUUUUAGCAUCUAUCUAGUCUUUGUUUUUGAAUUUUGUUCAUUGUGGAGGAAAAGAAAGCCGACACGUUUGCCGUCAGAAGAAUGGCCUGGGGGGCGGGGGGCACGCCACAUUGGGGGAGGCAUGGCAGCGAGUUUCCGUGACAGACACUUUUGAGUCAAUGAAAAGCCUUUGUAAUGUUGCCACCUGCCUCUGCCAACCCCCCCCCCCACUAACACUACCGCCAAACACCGCUGCGAGAGGGGAACAAGUUUUUAAUCUUUCAAAUUUUACGUUCUUAAUCAUCAUCAAUGUCCUCGUCCCAUCGGUCAGGUCACGCCAGCCGGCCACGUGCGACGGGCGGGUGGGCAGGGCCGGUUUUGUUUUUAGUUGCUCUAGUUAAUUUUGUAUUUUACUAAGAAAAAGGAAAAGAGUGAUUUGAUGUGUUUGCAUGCACUCCGUCGGGCCGUACGUCAGCACUGUAUAGUAGCUUCCUGUAUAGUCACUUCUCGUCAAGUAGCUUCCCGUGUAGUCCCCGUGCUACAUGCGUGUGCUACGCGCCAACACGCGAGAAGCUAGAAGAAAAAAAAAAGUUAUUUGGUGUAAUUACUGAUAUGGGAUCCUUAUUUUCUGACUUCCUUUCUUUUCAUAAAUAAACACGUAACGUGA